GGAGAAGACUGACUCGUGCGUCGCGCACCUCGGCACCUGACAUCUUUUACCGCUCGUAGACCGAGUCCACCGCACCGCACAGCGCAGGCGACGGACACUCUCCAUGGACCGGGAGGCGCUCCGCAUGGUACGGUCGCCGGAGUUCUGGCGCAUGGCCGUCCUGUGGACCCUCUUCCUCCUCUACUCCUACCUCCUCCUCUUCCUCCGCGGCCGGACCGCCGUCCCUCGCCGCCGGCGACCAGGGCCCUGCGCCGGCGGCGAAGGCGAAGGCGAAGGCCGUCGUCCCAUCUGCGUUGUCACCGGGGCGACAUCGGGGCUGGGCAAGGCGGCGGCGGCGGCGCUGGCGCGGGAGGGCUACCACGUCGUCCUCGCUGGACGUUCCACACAGUUGUUAUCUGAGACUGUUCAAGAAAUUCGGAGGCAACAGCCAGAUGCCCACCUUGAAGCGUUUCAUGUCGACUUGGCAUCCUACAAGUCAAUUAAGAAGUUUGGAACUUUGCUGAAACAGUGGAUUCAGGAGACAAAUUCGGUGCCUGACAUCCAGCUUUUGGUAAAUAAUGCUGGCAUGUUAGCGAAGUCUCAUCGAAUUACCGAGGACGGGUUUGAUGAAAUGAUACAGACAAACUACAUUGGUCCGUUUAUCCUGACCAGCAUUCUUUUACCAUUGCUGAAGAACAGCCCGGUACCUUCUAGAGUCGUUAAUCUAACAUCUUUCACACACAGAUGUGUUUCAGGUAUUGAUGUGUCUGAGGAUGCAUUGAGAGGAAUGAAACUUGGUCAGUGCUCAGUGGGGAAAAGUUAUCCCUUAGCAUCUACUUAUGAGUAUACCAAACUUUGUUUACUGCUAUUCUCAUAUGAGCUUCAUCGACAGCUUCACACAUCUUCUGUCUCUGUCAUGGCUGCUGAUCCUGGUGUAGUGGAAACAAACAUCAUGCGGGAGCUUCCUCCAUGCCUCUCUUGGUUUGCAUUCUUCGUUUUGCGCUUCCUGAAUCUCCUACAACAGACUGAUUCCGGGGUUGGCGCUGUCCUUGAUGCCGCUUUGGCGCCGCCUGGAGCAUCUGGGAAAUAUUUCUUCGGAGGGAAAGGAAGGACCAUUAGACCCUCCGGGCUGUCUUAUGACGUUGAAGUAGCCAAGAAGCUCUGGGCAGAAUCGUCUAUGUUGUUCAAGGAGCUGCAGCUUAGAGGACGUGAUUUGGGGACAAAUUAAACGAACUUGUUAAAUUGGAUACUUCAUCCGUGGAUUAAAUUUCCGAUGGCAUGCUAAUCUAAUUUAUUUUUCCUU
This is a messenger RNA of Phragmites australis (common reed), 1282 nucleotides long. RefSeq lists its product as uncharacterized. Lineage: Eukaryota; Viridiplantae; Streptophyta; Magnoliopsida; Poales; Poaceae. The coding region runs from base 104 to 1207 and encodes 367 amino acids. The transcript is spliced from 9 exons. The record is from RefSeq and is a predicted model, not a curated record.